This is a messenger RNA of Raphanus sativus (radish), 1752 nucleotides long. Its product is annotated as taxadiene 5-alpha hydroxylase. Gene Ontology annotation, molecular function: heme binding; oxidoreductase activity, acting on paired donors, with incorporation or reduction of molecular oxygen; monooxygenase activity. The record is from RefSeq and is a predicted model, not a curated record. The coding region runs from base 118 to 1578 and encodes 486 amino acids. NCBI's taxonomy places the organism in Eukaryota, Viridiplantae, Streptophyta, Magnoliopsida, Brassicales, Brassicaceae. The transcript has 3 exons. Gene Ontology annotation, biological process: sterol metabolic process.
UUGACCUUAACAUUCACAAAAAUAUCCACUUAUAUAAAUACUCAGCUCAUAAUCCAGAUUCCUGCACAACUUGGUUAUCAACAAUUGGUUAAUUAAGUAACCAAACAAAAACAAAAAAUGGCUCUAGAACCAAACUUCCUUCUCUCAUGGGUCUUCUUAUGCAUAGCUGCAACAAUCUCCAGCACACUUUUCUUCUUCCGCAAGAAACCUCACAAGUUCACAUCAAAGAAGCUGCAGCAGCACAAGAAGAAGCUUCCUCCUGGAGAAAUGGGGCUUCCAUGGAUGGGCGAAACAAUGGAGUUCUACAAAGCUCAGAAAAACAACAGAUUGUUUGAGGAUUUCGUAAAUCCAAGAAUCAUCAAACAUGGAAACAUCUUCAAGACAAAAAUCAUGGGAUCACCAACAAUAGUAGUCAAUGGAGCUGAAGCCAAUAGACUAAUAUUGUCUAAUGAGUUUAGCUUAGUGGUGAGCUCAUGGCCUUCUUCUUCUGUUCAGCUAAUGGGCAUGAACUGCAUCAUGGCUAAGCAAGGCGAGAAGCAUCGAGUCCUUAGAGGGAUUGUAGCUAAUAGCCUUAGCUACAAUGGGUUAGAGUCCUUAGUACCUAAGCUAUGUGACACCGUUCGAUCUCAUCUUGAAACCGAAUGGAGAGGCAAGGAAGAGAUUAGUCUCUACCGUUCAACAAAAGCUCUCACGUUUACUGUAGUCUUUGAGUGUUUGUAUGGGAUCAAAGUGGAGCUUGGGAUGUUGGAGAUCUUUGAGAGGGUUCUAGAAGGAGUUUUCGCUUUGCCUGUUGAGUUCCCUUGUUCUAGUUUUGGUAGAGCGAAGAAAGCUAGGCUGGAGAUAGGGACAUUGCUGGUUGAGAAGGUUAGGGAGAAGAAAAGAGAAAUGGAACAAGAAGAAGCUGAGAGACAAAACACAACACUAUUCUCAAGGCUAGUGCAAGGGUUGAUCAAAGGAGAGAUAACAGAAGAAGAGGUUGUAGAUAAUAUGGUUUUGCUAGUGUUUGCAGCUCAUGACACAACCUCUUACGCCAUGGCCAUGACUUUCAAGAUGUUAGCUCAGCACCCAACUUGCCGUGACACUCUCCUCCAAGAACAUGUUCAAAUAAAAGCAAACAAAGGGGAAGGAGAGUACCUGACGGUGGAAGAUGUGAAGAAGAUGAAGUAUAGCUGGCAAGUUGUUCGUGAAACAAUGAGAUUAUCCCCUCCAAUCUUUGGUUCCUUCAGAAAAGCAGUUGCUGAUAUUGACUAUGGAGGUUUCACAAUCCCUAAAGGCUGGAAGAUACUUUGGACAACAUAUGGAACUCAUUACAAUCCUGAGAUUUUUGAAGAUCCAAUGAGUUUUAAUCCAUCAAGGUUUGAUAAGCCAGUACAAGCAUAUACAUAUCUUCCAUUUGGAGGAGGACCAAGGCUUUGUGCAGGUCACCAACUAGCAAAAGUCAGCAUCCUCGUUUUCUUGCAUUUCGUUGUGACACGUUAUGAUUGGUCCUUAGUCCAUCCAGAUGAGACAAUCAGCAUGGAUCCUCUCCCGUUUCCAUCACUAGGAAUGCCAAUCAAAAUAUCUCCCAAGGUGUCAUGAUAGGAUGAACAGAGCCAUGAGUAUGUUGUAGUCUGUAUGUAUGCAAAAUAUUCAAAAACAAAUAUUUGUUCAUUUGAAACACAAUAUUAUAUGAAACUGAUUCAAUUUAUUGUCUUCCAUGUUCUGUUUCUGAGAGUUGCUGUCUUUAAACGCUGUCAUGGCUUGCUUUUUCCA